This is a messenger RNA of Saccostrea echinata, 1121 nucleotides long. RefSeq names its product protein phosphatase PTC7 homolog. The record is from RefSeq and is a predicted model, not a curated record. The transcript has 6 exons. NCBI's taxonomy places the organism in Eukaryota, Metazoa, Mollusca, Bivalvia, Ostreida, Ostreidae. Bases 63 to 1001 code for a protein of 312 amino acids.
UUCUCAUAAAAACAAUGGACAUGGUGUGUUUUAAGACGAAAUGAAUUAUUAUUAGUAUUGUCAUGGCCUCAGGAUUGCUGGGAAGACUCGCAGGGCUAUCCAGAACGUUUUUUGCAGGACUUCACACGGAGUUGCAGUUGAAAACUCGACCCACGGAAUCUUUACACUUGGUGACAGGAUCAUCAGGCUUUUCUAAGACAAUUUCUCAAUCUCCAACAUUUAAACAAUGGACUUAUGGUGAUGAUGCAUAUUUUGUGGCCAAAAAUAGAACCGCUGAUGUUAUAGGGGUAGCUGAUGGUGUCGGAGGAUGGAGAAAUUAUGGGAUAGAUCCCUCUGCGUUCCCUAGAUCUUUAAUGGAAACCUGUGAAAGAAUGGUGAGAGAAGGCAGAUUUAAUGCUCAUGCUCCAGCCACUGUCAUCGCUGCAAGUUACUAUGAACUCCAGGAAAUGAAAACACCACUAAUAGGUAGCAGUACAGCUUGUAUUGUGGCGCUGCAUAAAAAGGAAAGACGAAUAUACACAGCUAAUCUAGGAGAUAGCGGGUUCCUCCUAAUCAGAGAUGACAAGGUUGUUCAUCGCUCACAGGAGCAGCAGCAUUACUUCAAUACUCCCUUCCAGCUUGCAGUGGCCCCACCUAGCCAGGCGGGGCUUGUCUUGAGUGACAGCCCAGACAUGGCAGAAAGUUCAUCAUUUGAUGUAGAAGAAGGGGACAUAAUUUUACUAGGAACAGAUGGUCUAUUUGACAAUAUGAAUGAAGACAUGAUUUUAGACUGCUUAAGUAAAAUGAAGGAUCAUAGAGACUCUGAAGUCAAUGUUCAGCGGACGGCACAUCAUAUAGCAGAGGAAGCGUAUCAACUGUCAUUUGAUCAAGAUUACUUGUCACCUUUUGCUUUGUCGGCACAGCAAAGAGGAAUAGAUCUCAAGGGAGGGAAACCAGAUGACAUCACCGUGUUACUAGCUCGUGUGUCGUCCUGUUCUAACGAUCAGAAUGUGGAAAUAUGAAAUAAUUCUUCACUGAAUGUGAGACUGUGAUUUUUUAGCUCUGAUGGUCCAGAUGAGCUUAUGCAUUGGUAAAGUGUUUUUUUUUCUGUUUGUCUGUAUGUUGGUAGUCAGUUUUUGAAA